AUGGUAAAGUCACCUUCGGCGCCCGCUGUUGUGCUCCAAUGUGACUCAAUUGUUGAACUACUCAAGACACUCACUAUUGAGAGUGUCAACUCUACCUCUCAAAUGAAUAGAGGUGUCAUCACUGUCAGACGUUCAGACUCAUUGGACUUGGCCCUCAAGGUUCUGACAGAGAAUGACAUAUCCUCUUGUCCCGUAAUUGAUCCAAAGCUUGGUUGCAUGGGCUUGGUCGACAUGUUUGACAUUGUUGCCUAUCUACUUGCUAUGUUCUCCAAGCAACAGUUAGAGUUCACCAACUCUAAACAACAGAAUAGCGGCUCUGCCAAGAUGCUGGGGAUGAACUUCUUCAAGUUGAACCUGGACCCAGUGUCUGUUGUAAUCAACAAGUCUGACGAUGUUGAGACUCUAUGUCCAGUGGUGACCGAGAUCGACAGUGUACAUAACCUCAUUCAAUUGUUUGCCAUUGGUUGUCACCGUGUACCAGUGUAUAGUCGUCCACAAUCACUCAAAGACUCUGCCGAUAGAAUACCAAGACUGAAUCGUAUCAUCAGUCAGACCGAUGUAGUAUUGUGGCUAUGGAACAAUCAAGCAUUCCGAUCCGAGAUCAUGAAGAGUGGAAAGAAGGUGGAAGACUACUAUCAUGCCAAUCCCAAGUCUGUCAAUCAGAACACCCCUACCUUUGAAGUAUUGAAGCUGCUUCACAACAACAAGAUCAGUGCUGUGGCAGUUGUCGACGACAGAGGUAACCUUAAGAAUGAAAUAUGUACAGAUAGCUGGAAGGGUACGAACGAGAAGAACAUCGAUAAUAUAUUUGAAGAUGUAAAGACCUUCUUGAGAUACAAACAGAAGAAGGAUUUAAAGAAACAUGAAUUGGCCAAGUGUACACUGGAUACUCCAAUAUACGAUGUUUGGGAGAUGGUGGCUACCAACAGACACCAUAGAGUAUGGGUGGUGGACAGGAAGAAGCUCAUUGGCAUCAUCAGUCUGGUCGACUUGUUGAGGCCAUGUCUAAGUAUGAGCAUUGGAGGCGAUGGUCAAAUGUAA
Acytostelium subglobosum LB1 is the source of this 1041-nucleotide messenger RNA. RefSeq lists its product as hypothetical. The transcript is spliced from 3 exons. The record is from RefSeq and is a predicted model, not a curated record. Lineage: Eukaryota; Evosea; Eumycetozoa; Acytosteliales; Acytosteliaceae. Bases 1 to 1041 code for a protein of 346 amino acids.